UCAAUUAGUAUAGACAGUCAGUCCUAUUUGAACCAAGGAGUGAUCAUGUGUGGGAAUUAUUAUUAUUUAGUUUUAUAUUUAGUCUACAUUUCUAUUGCAAGGACAAAUGGCAUAUUCCGUUACGACUACUCGUACAGUAAAGAGGCAGGGGGAUGGCUGAAGCUGCACCAGGCACCAGUGACGUUUACAGAGGCAUUCCUUCGCUGCGACCUAGAAGGUGCAGUUCUGGCAUCGCCGCUGAAUGCAAAUCUCCAAACAGCUAUAGCAAGGCUGACGGCGGGAGUUAGCUGUGCUAUCUUUACGGGAAUCCAUGCCACAAUUUCCAAAGGGGACUUCACGUCUAUCGAAGGUAUCCCGUUAGCAAAGAUCCCCGUGCAAUGGGCCAUGGACGAACCUGACAACUUCCAGAACCAGGAAGACUGCACGAUCAUGCUGCACAACGGGACGCUGGCUGACGCGCGGUGUAAUGACACGUACCCUUACGUGUGCUACAAGAAGAAAACCAAUAACCCCGUGAUGAAUACAAACUGCGGGACUAUCGACCCUGCUUAUACAUUUGAACAAAGCACUGGUAGCUGCUACAAGUUCCACCGCCUGGGGAGGAGCUGGAGGCGCGCGCAGAUGACCUGCCUCGCGGAGGGCGGGUACCUGGCCAUCCCCAACAGCGACCAGGAAGCCACAAUCCUCAAAAACCUCAUUGCCCAAAAUCCAGCCAACACUAUAAUCGUAACGUCGAACUUUAGGGACGUUGUCUCAAUUGGAUUUCUUGAUUGGGAUCAAAAGGGCACUUGGUACACAGUUAAUGGUCAGAGUAUUCAAUCGGCAGGGUACGCGAGCUGGGCGAACGGCCAGCCUGACAACACCAAGUCAAUCGACAACGGCUCCUACUGCGGCGCCAUGUUCCGCAGCGGCCUGCUCGACGACGUCUGGUGCGAGUCUGUCCCGUUCGCUUUCAUAUGCGAGAAGGCCCCCGACAGUCUCGUGCCCGAUGAGGAAGAAUAUGAAAAACAAUAAAACAUAUCGACCGCCUGGCGUAGUUUUUUAUGAACCCUACUACAACGCCAGCCAAGAUUGCUUCAAUAACCUCUAUACUUAGGUACUUGGGGGACAAGGGUUUUCGUAUAUUCCUAAGUAGGUAGGUACACAGUUACGUAGUAACAGUUGCACUAAAUUAUAGCCCGACCAGGAACAUAAAAACCCUCGCCAUGUUGCGGAAAACUAAUGGAACUAAUUUCUUUUAAUGGCAACAGUAACUGAAAACUUCAUUGACAUGUCACCUUGCAUGUCAGUCUAUUGCUGUCAAAGUGUAAACAAACUUUAUUUUAAAUGUGCGCAAUUGAUUUUGUGAAUUAAAUUGCUAAAAUCUUUUUAUAGUCGUGAAAGAAAAGUGGUUUACAAUGUGUUAAAGUAUUUGUCGAGAGAAAUACUAAGGGUUCGGACAAUAUUUUUAUUGAAUAAUGUUUCCGACAAAGGUUGUCAAAUUGACUGACAUGUUUAUCGCAUAGUACAGUCCACUAUGAAAAUUAGUGUGGUUUGUUUCAACUACCUAUUUUAAAAUUUUUUGUCACUUUCUAAUUGUCGAAUUUUAUGGAAUUGGGAAAGAAGUACCGAGUUUGAAGCGUUCAUGAGCAAACAUUGCAGUUGAAUAUUCAAGUUCUGAAUUUGAUUAUCGAUGAAUAAUAAAAUAAAUCCUACUAGCUCGA
Messenger RNA from Ostrinia nubilalis (European corn borer), 1703 nucleotides. RefSeq names its product C-type mannose receptor 2-like. Lineage: Eukaryota; Metazoa; Arthropoda; Insecta; Lepidoptera; Crambidae. Bases 46 to 1014 code for a protein of 322 amino acids. Gene Ontology annotation, molecular function: signaling receptor activity. The record is from RefSeq and is a predicted model, not a curated record. The transcript has 6 exons.